Artibeus jamaicensis (Jamaican fruit-eating bat) is the source of this 2871-nucleotide messenger RNA. It is a transcript of the gene WDR55, whose product is annotated as WD repeat domain 55. Lineage: Eukaryota; Metazoa; Chordata; Mammalia; Chiroptera; Phyllostomidae. The transcript is spliced from 7 exons. The record is from RefSeq and is a predicted model, not a curated record. The coding region runs from base 92 to 1237 and encodes 381 amino acids. Gene Ontology annotation, molecular function: protein binding.
CGGAAGUGGUGCACUUAGCCUCUGACUACUGCCGGGUGAAUGGGUGUUGGGCUCUUUGCUCCACUGCAGUGCACUGGGAUUCUUCUCGUGCAUGGAUCGCGCGUGUGAGGAGAGGUCCGAGGAAGAUAGGGGCGGCGAGGACUCCGACUCCCCGGAAGUACCGGCCAGUAUCCGGGACACUCCCGAAGACAUCAUUUUGGAAGCGCCAGCCAGUGGGCUGGCGUUCCACCCGUCCCGUGACCUCCUGGCGGCGGGGGACGUAGACGGGGACGUGUUUGUGUUUUCCUACUCCUGCCAAGAGGGAGGAACCAAGGAGCUCUGGUCCUCAGGUCACCACCUCAAGUCUUGCCGCGCUGUGGUCUUCUCUGAAGAUGGGCAGAAACUUAUUACUGUCUCCAAGGACAAAGCCAUCCAUGUUCUAGAUGUGGAGCAGGGCCGACUGGAAAGGCGCAUUUCCAAGGCUCAUGGUGCCCCGAUCAACAGCCUGCUGCUGGUGAAUGAGAAUGUCCUAGCCACUGGGGAUGACACAGGUGGCGUCCGGCUCUGGGACCAGCGGAAGGAAGGCCCUGUAAUGGAUAUGCGGCAGCAUGAGGAGUACAUUGCUGACAUGGCUCUGGACCCAGCCAAGAAGCUUUUGCUUACAGCCAGUGGGGAUGGCUGCCUUGGUGUCUUCAAUAUCAAACGACGCCGGUUUGAGCUGCUUUCAGAACCUCAGUCUGGAGACCUGACCUCUGUCACAGUCAUGAAAUGUGGGAGGAAGGUGGCCUGUGGCUCCAGUGAAGGUACCAUCUACCUUUUCAACUGGAAUGGCUUUGGGGCCACAAGUGACCGCUUUGCCUUGAGAGCUGAGUCCAUUGACUGCAUGGUUGCAGUCACUGACAGUCUGCUGUGCACUGGGUCCACUGAUGGCGUCAUCAGGGCUGUGAACAUCCUGCCGAACCGCGUGGUGGGCACUGUGGGCCAGCACACCGGGGAGCCCGUGGAGAAGUUGGCCCUCUCCCACUGCGGCCGCUUCUUGGCCAGCAGUGGCCAUGACCAGUGCCUCAAGUUUUGGGACAUGGCCCAGUCUCGGGCUGUGGUGGUAAAUGACUACCGCCGGCGCAAAAAAAAGGGAGGGCCACUUCGGGCGCUGAGCAGUAAGGCCUGGAGCACUGAUGACUUCUUUGCAGGACUAAGGGAAGAGGAAAAGGAGGAAGAGGAAAAGGAGGAAGAGGAGAGUGAGGACGACAGUGACUGAGGGAAUGGGCUGAAUCUGAAAGACAGGUCCUCACUGGGCAAGAGUCUUGCUUCCUGGGCUGAAUCCCCAGAAGCUGUACAGAUACCAUACCCUCUUGUGCAGUAUGCAGAGAGGGGCAGACGGCUCAGGACUGUGGAGAGGUCAGGCUGCUCACACUAGCAGUGUAAGCUAAGUCCACAGCUGGGGCAAGACGGCACAGACACAGGUGUACACCAACCAGGGGUUUAAUAUAAAUACAACCAGCAUAGGAAAACCAACAGUGCACGUACACCAAAACCAAAACGCCAAGUGGUGGGGACAAAUGGCAGAUUUCUGACCCUUUGGCUCAGCCAUCCCCAAAAUAAAAACCAACAAAGACAAAUCAACAAAAUGAGCAAAGAUUCACGCUAAGCUGUGGGGGGAGACAGAGUGAGAGAGGCUGUGUGUGUCACACAGAAAGGCCAAGGAAAACCCUGUGCUGGGAGUGGGAGGGCAAGAUCCCUCACCACAGCUUAGCCAAACCUGAGCUGUCCCCAGGUGCUCUGGGGCUGUGCCCCACCUGGGAGGCUCUGUCAGGCUCAGGGCAGGGCCCCAUGCUCCUCCCUUUUUGGGAUUAGAUGGUGGCUGCCCAGGCCUGCUGGGUUGGAGACUCACAGGCUCUGCCUACUUAUUCAGGCUGCCUGUGGGGACGAUGGAGUUACUGCUUAACCAGGGUACCUGCCUCAGCUCCAGCAGACCACAGGAGGCUGGCCCCAGACUCGCUCAGUGUCUCCAGGAGCCGUGCAGACACAGCAUCCUUGGCCACCUCAUGCCCAUCCUGCCCAUCCAUGGUCAGCACAACCCAGAUGAGGCCACUGAAGGGCACUGGAUGCCCAGGGAUCACCACCUGGUACCAGAAGUGGUGCCAGCCAGCGGGGCCUGUGCCCAAGCACUUGGUGAGGAACACUGGGCUGCCUAGCUUCAUCUGCUGACACAGCAGCUGCAGGGCAGCUCGAGCCCCUUGGGACUCUAGCUUGUCCCUAGCCAGCACCAAGUGGCUACCCUCUGGCUGUAGGCCCCUUGGGGAGGGCCCCACAACCUGCUGCUGGCGGAGUCGCUGCUUCAGGUCUGGCUUGAGCCACUCCACAGCCACCUGCUCUCCACAGAGGCGCGACUGCCCUGCAGAAAAAAGGCAAAGGCAAGACCAGUCUUAGCCCUGGGCCAAGUAAGCCCCGGCCUGUUAAUUUCCAGCCUCCCAUUUCCGGGUGGUGUGACCUCUGGCACAUUCAGUGACUUAAGGCCUCAUUCUAUUUGUAAAGGGCAUGUGGUAACCUCUGCCUUCUAAAUUUUCCUGGAGGCUUACUGGUAAAUGCUAGUUUUGCCCAUCACAUAAUCAUAAAGUAGCUCCUUUACUGUGAAUUCUUGCCCGGAUGUGCUAAGUACCCACUUAAUUCUCACAACAGAUGACAGUCUCAGUUGCACUGCCUUGGGCAAGUCCCCUUAAAAUAAUCCCUUCCCUACAGAGGAGGUCAUUGUGUGUGUCUGUGUGUUUUACAUUGGAAUGUUGAGGGUUAAGCCAGGAGAUAAAUAUGAGGGAAGUGUUAAAUUUAGGUAAGCUGUAGUGCCACUGGGAAUUUAAAAAUCUUGAGUUCAAAUAAAUAGUAUAAGUUUGCAAA